Molecule: messenger RNA, 324 nt
Organism: Spirometra erinaceieuropaei
Lineage: Eukaryota; Metazoa; Platyhelminthes; Cestoda; Diphyllobothriidea; Diphyllobothriidae
Source: the annotation of a GenBank genome assembly
AUGCCUGCGCCUCAUAAACACGAGCCGCCAGUAUCACGCUUUAGCGCGGGCGGAGCAAUAUCCACAGGCGGCGUUAUCAAAUCCUUGUGGUUGUUAAUCUACUACUACUACUACUACUACUACUACUACUACUACUACUACUACUACUACUACUACUACUACUACUACUACUACUACUACUACUACUACUACUACUACUACUACUACUACUACUACUACUACUACUACUACUACUACUACUACUACUACUACUACUACCACCACCACCACCACCACCACCACCACCACCAGCGUGUGUUCCACAGCAAGGUGACUUAUGCGUGA